This is a messenger RNA of Prorocentrum cordatum, 442 nucleotides long. Lineage: Eukaryota; Dinophyceae; Prorocentrales; Prorocentraceae. The record is from the annotation of a GenBank genome assembly.
GGCUGGUGGCGCGGCCUCCGCCGGCAAACGCCGCGGCAGGGCCGUGGAUGAGGCGGAUAAGCUGCCGUCCAAGAAGCGGAAGCAGGCGAGGGCCAACGAUGAGACACAGGCGAUCACACGCAAGGAGGAGGUGCUGCAGCUCGACCCGUCCGCUCGAGCCAGCUGGCUCGCCCGGGCGGCGCGCCUGGCCAAGGCCGGGCGGCUGGACAGGGCGCUCCUGUACGAGUCCGUGGCCAGCCCGGAGUUUGUCCAAGGAGUCACCAGCGCCGAGGGGCGGCGGAUGUACCGCGUCGUACACGCCAACCUCGGCCUCUUCGACGAGCGGCAGGCCGGCGUGCUCGGCGAGGAGUGCGCGCUCGCGAGGGCCUAUAAAGCGACCGCCUGGGCCCAGGAACCGCCCGCGGCGGCCGCGGCGCCCUCUGCGAAGGCCACGGAGGCCGCG